AGGCGCCCGGAGAUGAGCCGAAGGAGACUUCUUCAAUCCAUUCACCUCUGGGCCGACGUGAGUAAGUUUUCAAUCCAUCCCGCUCUUGCAAAUCUAAGCUGCCGCAGUCAAAUCUGUUAGUUUCACAGAAACCAGCAGGUUCAUAACAUCCACACAUCCACUCAGGGUCGCUUGAUCACUUUUCACCGACUCAAUUCUCAGUUUCAUGCUAUAGGGCUGGGGUUUUUGUCAGAUUUGUUCGGUGAGAGGUAUGGUGCUCAUGAAUUUCCUCAUAGAAGUGUGCAUUUGAUUUGGGUAUAUGGUUGGAUAUAAGAGCCUACAUUCUUCAGACUACCUGAUUUGUGGUUCCUCUAGUAGCGGGAUUUCUAUUCAUUUCUCUUGUUCAUAUUUCAAUUCAGAUUGAUCUAUUGUCUUUCCUGUAAUAGAAUAUUGGGGAAACGUAUAUACAUCAGAGAUAAGUGAUUGGUCUGAGUGUUUGAGAUUGAAGUGGGAUUAGGGUUCCUUUUGAAAUGGGGAAACCACUGUUUUAUGAGAUAAUUGAGAAGCCAGCUACAAGUUGUAUUAUAGCUAUAUGCAGUGCAAUCUGGCUGUAUAUACAGAAGAAAAACAUUGGGUAUUCUCAUGUGGGGUUGAGUUACGAGACUGCUCUGGAAGGCCAUCACUGGAGGAUAAUAACAUCUGCAUUUUCACACAUUAGUGUGCUUCAUCUUGUUUUCAACAUGAGUGCUCUUUGGAGCUUAGGAGUUGUUGAGAAGUUAGGGAAUUUAGGUCUUGGAGUGGAGUAUUACCUGCAUUAUACUCUGGUUUUGGUCAUUCUGUCUGGUAUACUAGUCUUGGGGAUGUAUCAUGUUCUCAUUCAGAGGUUUAAGUUUGAAUAUUUUCGAAGAGUGACUGCUGUGGGAUAUUCGUGUGUGGUUUUUGGGUGGAUGACUAUUCUGUCUGUUAAGCAACCUUCAUCAAAAUUGGAUCUUUUUGGGUUUCUUUCGCUUCCCAUAAGUUUUGCACCAUUUGAGUCGCUCAUCUUAACCUCCAUCAUUGUUCCUCAAGCAAGUUUUCUCGGCCACUUAUCUGGAAUCGUUGUUGGUUAUUCAAUUGCCUGGGGCCUGAUUCAUGGCAUGAACAAUUAUUGGGCAAUUACAAUGCUGGGGUGGAUAAUAGUUGUGUUUGCUUUCAGUUUGAAGAAAUCUGGUGCGAUAGAUUUCGACUUUCUUGAGGUUGAGACCAUCACUGACAAUUCGUUGCCUUCUGUGCGCUUCCUUGCUGCUGGUAAUGGGAGAACUUUACAAAUGGCUGCAUUACCAGAUGUUGGCCCUGGUCUUGUAUAGCCACUGUUUACUUAUUUUUCACGUUGCGGGAUAUAGUUAAGAAUUGCAUUGUACUUAUUUGAUGUAUGCAUAUGUAUUGGGUGUUAUGUAUGUUGAAAGGUUUAUAUUUUGAAGUAUUAUAAUUCUUAAAAAGAAAAAUAAGGAUGACACCCCAUCCCUGAGGGCCCCCCAACACCGAUCGGACGGCACGAUGGGUGGAUGUAAAUUGGACUAUAAUCACAAUCUGACAGAUAGAGAGUGGACUAUUAAGUAUUAUUAUUCUUAUAUCACAUAGCAUUGAGUUUCUCCCUGACAUAACCCUCCCUUUCUCUGUGUUAGUUUACCCCUACUCUAAAAUGUAUUAAGCAGCAGACUAGUGACUGGUGUAUGCUUGGCUUAUGAGAGACAGGUGGAACUAGACAUAAGAAUCUUUGCAACAUUUGUAGAUCACAAAAUUGUAUGUUCCUCCACCAUGCCAUCAUAUUGCUUGUUGCUAAUCAAGA
Cuscuta epithymum is the source of this 1807-nucleotide messenger RNA. The record is from the annotation of a GenBank genome assembly. NCBI's taxonomy places the organism in Eukaryota, Viridiplantae, Streptophyta, Magnoliopsida, Solanales, Convolvulaceae.